Eurytemora carolleeae is the source of this 1516-nucleotide messenger RNA. RefSeq lists its product as uncharacterized. The coding region runs from base 48 to 1421 and encodes 457 amino acids. The record is from RefSeq and is a predicted model, not a curated record. Gene Ontology annotation, biological process: carbohydrate metabolic process. Gene Ontology annotation, cellular component: extracellular region. Lineage: Eukaryota; Metazoa; Arthropoda; Copepoda; Calanoida; Temoridae. The transcript has 18 exons. Gene Ontology annotation, molecular function: hydrolase activity, hydrolyzing O-glycosyl compounds; chitin binding.
AAGAUAUACUUUAUCUCUGUUAGUUGAUUCUAUAACCUGAAAAGAAAAUGAUUAUUUUGAAACUUAUACUUUUACACUUUAUUCUAGUGUUUGCCGAGAGUAAAACCUUUAUCAAGGGUUUCGGAGACUUCGAAUGUCCAGGUCCAGGUAUAUGGGCUGACCCUGCUAACUGCCAAUGUUACUAUAACUGUGCUAACAGUAUACCAUACCAUACUUGCUGUUCUGAUGGGACUUAUUUCGAUGCGGUAUAUAUGGACUGUGAUUAUGAGGACAAGGUUGAUUGUGGUUCAAGACCGGAGCCUGGAGGAAGCACUAGGCCACCAACAACAACAACCGCAACUUCAACAACAACAAUUAAAACAAGCUUUGGUACCACAACAACAUCACCAACAACAACUUCAACCACAACAAUAGGAACAAGUUUUGGAACCACAACAAUAUCAACAACAACAAUAAGAACAAGUUCGGGAACCACAUCAACAUCAACAACAACAUCAGGCCCGUAUCCAGGAUUUCCCAACAAGGUUCUUGGCUUGUAUAUUCUCCUAGCAGAUGAUACAGAAACUGGUUUGCUUUGGUAUGGAACUAAUGAAGAUUGGGAGCCUUUACUUUACCCCUACCAACAGACUGGUGCAAAUGUUCUGUUCUUCACUUUUAUAAACCCUGCCACGAUGGAAAUACCACUUUCUUUUAAAAAAUUAGCUUCAACCCGUGGAACAAACACUGAUGGAGCAGUGCCUAAAGAUACUCUUAUCAUCUUUGCUAUUGGAGGAUAUCAAUACAGUAUUGAUCCCAACCCUUGGCAGUGGUUAACUAGUAAGCAAGCUGCUGAAGAUAUGGCGGUCCAGGUUGCUAGAUGGAGAGAUGACUACGGAAUAGAUGGAAUAGAUUUAGAUAUAGAGGAGGGAGCCGGCGGUCAAACUGCCGCUGGUCCAAACCUUCUUCAUUUCAUCAGAAAGCUGAAAUCAAUCCAUCCUGAUCUUUUGGUCAGUCAACCUACUUACGGAUAUCCCCAGGUAAAAGCUGAGAGUGAUGUUAUAAAUGGAAGCUGGAAGCCAGGAGGUGAUUCUACAGGGUUAGCUGAUAGUAUUGGUUUGAUGGUGUAUGAAGGAACCCAGGCUCUAAUCUAUGUCAAGAACUAUGCUGCUGGAUCUUCACAAUGGGAUGGAUUCCCUAUAAAGGUAGAUGUCCCUAAACCGCAGAUACUACUAGGUUGCAAGGGUUCCUCUAACCCCUCUGAUAUCUUGUCCCUGGCUGAAGAGAGUGGAAAGCAGGAUUUGAUGGGUAUAAUGGUCUGGUACAGCUCAGUCAGGAAUGGCCUAAAAUAUGCAGAAUCAUGGGACUCUACUGGCAGAACGGAAAGUGAAGAAGCAUAUACUGCUGCAAUGGAGUACUUUGCUCAGUUCAACGCAAGAAAAUAAGAAAUGUGAUAUAUAAUUUUAUGAUUAUAAAAAACUUAUUUUAUUGGCUUAAAUUUUAUAGGUUUUAGUAAUAAAUUUUACUUAUUAGAUGGAAA